AUUGCCAGUCCUGGUAAUCUGUCAGCGGGGAAGACGGGGUCAGAGGUCGGGAGUCCGAUGACCAUGAGGCAGGCGGUGGAGGCUCAGGUGUUAAACCCCCACUGCGAACUGGGAGAACACGGCCUGCGUCAGAUCCUGACAGAUGUGAUCGAGGAGGUGAGGCACUCGGUGAAUCAGGACAUCGAUGGAGCGGAGGUUCUCCACAGCUUGUUGAACGCCCCCUGGCUGCAGUUGCUGCUCAAGGUUUACGAGUGUCUUCAGAGGCACCUGAGAGAUUCUCCAGCUCCGGUUCUGGACUACGCUUCAGGACUCUCACUUCAGUUGCUGAUCGACAUCAGGGCGUUACAGGGCGGCUCUGAAGAGGCCAAAGAGCUCUACCGUCUCCUGCGGCAGCCUCACCUGCAGGCUCUUCUGUCUGCUCAUGACUCCGUGGCCCAGCGGGACUAUGAGCCAACGCUGCCGCCGAUGCCCGAGGACCUGCCGGACGACGAGGAGGCCACCAGGAUCGUCUGCCUGGUCAAAAACAAACAACCCUUGGGAGCGACUAUAAAGAGGAACGAGGUCACGGGAGAGAUUUUUAUCGCCCGGGUGAUUCACGGAGGACUGGCUGAUCGAAGUGGUCUGCUCCACGCAGGGGACCGGAUCAUAGAGGUGAACGGUUUCCCCGUGGACGGGAUGGAGCCUGAGCAGGUCAUCCAAGUCGUGCAAGUGAGGUCGCAGGGCACCAUCAUGUUCAAGGUGGUUCCCAUCACAGAAAGGCCAGUCCACAACCAGACAAUGCUCUACGUGCGGUCCAUGGCCGACUACAGCCCCCAACAGGACCCGUCCAUCCCCUGCGCCGACGCCGGCAUGAGCUUCCGAAAGGGCGACGUGCUGGAGAUCGUGGACCAGACAGACGCCCUCUGGUGGCAGGCCAAGAAACUCCCCAGCAACACAGACUGCGCCGGCCUCAUCCCCUCCACCAACCUGCUCAGACGGAAGCAGAGGGACUUCUGGUGGGCUCAGCCUUAUCAGCCACAUGCCUGCGUUCAGACCUUGAGCACUGUAGACGAAGAGGAAGACAUGAUGGCCAUUGAUGAGAAAUGUCUCGAAGCAGAUGAGGAGGCAUUUGAAUCUGAGGAGCUCAGAGAAGAGGAGGAUGACUUCACCAGCAGCAUUGAGGGGAUUUACUUAACGGGCUUCCGGCGCAGCAUGCGUCUGUGCAGGCGGCACUUCCACAGCACCACGCAGCCGACCUGCCACACCCGCUGUCCCAGCAGCUGCCACAGCGCCCUCAACAGCCCGUACGAGGAGGUGGUUCGCUACCAGCGCCAGCCGCAGGACCCACACCGCCUUAUCGCCCUCUUAGGUCCGUCUAGUGUGGGUGUGAAUGAACUUCGGCGGCGCUUGAUCGAAAUGAACCCCAACGUCUUCCAGGGAGCUUUAGCUUACACCACGAGAGCACCCAAAAGCUACGAGGAGUCGGGAAGAGAAUAUUUCUUCACCAGCAGAGAAGUCUUCGACAACAUGGUUUAUAACAACAGGUUUCUGGAGUACGGCGAGUACAAAGGGAAUCUGUACGGCACCAGCAUCGAGUCUGUGAGGGAUGUUUUAAACCGGGGAAAGAUCUGCGUCAUCGACAUUGAGCCCAACGCCAUUCAGGCAGUGAGGACCCACGAACUGAAGGCCUACAUCAUCUAUGUGAAGCCUCCGCCUCUGGAGCACCUCAGGGAGACCAGACAGGAUUCGUGCAUCACCACCAACUACUAUGUCAACAGACCCUUCAAAGGCGACGACUUCCAGGAGAUGGAAGAGGCCGCCCGCAAGAUGGAGUCGCACUUCUCUCAGUUCUUCGACCAUGUGAUCGUGAACGACGGGCUGCAGGACUCCUGCGCCCAGCUGCUGACCGCGGCGAGGAAGGCUCAGGACGAGCCGCAGUGGGUCCCCGCCAGCUGGAUACGGCCCACCACCGACUCCUGA
Pleuronectes platessa (European plaice) is the source of this 1959-nucleotide messenger RNA. It is a transcript of the gene mpp4b, whose product is annotated as MAGUK p55 scaffold protein 4b. Bases 58 to 1959 code for a protein of 633 amino acids. Gene Ontology annotation, molecular function: protein binding. The record is from RefSeq and is a predicted model, not a curated record. NCBI's taxonomy places the organism in Eukaryota, Metazoa, Chordata, Actinopteri, Pleuronectiformes, Pleuronectidae. The transcript has 21 exons. Gene Ontology annotation, cellular component: adherens junction; plasma membrane.